Messenger RNA from Cyclocybe aegerita, 2430 nucleotides. The record is from the annotation of a GenBank genome assembly. NCBI's taxonomy places the organism in Eukaryota, Fungi, Basidiomycota, Agaricomycetes, Agaricales, Hemipholiotaceae.
AUGGCCUCUCCGCCUCGCGAUGUGCCAGCGUCGAGCUCCCCCGUGUCCAUCCGGGGGAUCUCCCCUGUCCGCCGCCGUAGCCUGUCUCCAAGUGAGAUGAGCGACAUCAACUCUCGGGCACCUCGUCAUUCACCCACACUCGUCCGUUCAUUUGACCCCAAUGACCCGCAAGUUAGAGAGCGCCAACGUACGAUGGACGUUGACAUGGCCAUGCAACUCUCCUUAGCUCGAAGAGACACCCUCAAUGCUGCCUCAUCCCCUGUCGUGACAUUCCAGACACCAGUCGCCACCUCAUCGCCGUUUGAUACCACCCAGCAGGCGGCGGGCUCCUCGGACCUCUUUCCCUCCCUUUCUCGCCGCGAGCACGACGACGAGGACCUGCUCCUCGACCCAACUGAGGACGCCAUCUUCGAACACGAUAAUGGCCUCUACGACGUUACGACCGACACCAACCUACAUCAGACACAAUUUCGUGACCAUCCCGUCCCCAACGUAGAGGACCCAUCCGCCUCAAAUUUCGACCUACCCACCUAUCAGGCCAAUGUCACCCAGCCCAGCUUCAAUUUUUCUCCGAUGGAGGAGUUUGCCGUCGUGGAGAAGGCAAGACUAGGUCUUAACGCACCACUCAGCGCCCGGUUUUCACUGAGUGCCAUCCGUGGCCGAGCCAAGCUCAACCUCGAGACACCAGCAGGCCUGUCAACGACACAAGCUUCGUCAGGAGUUGGCGUUGCCUCAGGCUCAGGUUCUGGCUCGAUGACAGAUGUACCCCAGGCUGCAUCCCCAGCCAGAGCAUCCCAAACCGGCGAAACACAAGCUCAACCUUCUUCAUCUCAACAACACCUUCCCUCCAGCGACGAUGCAUCUGCCUCUGGUUCUGCAGACCCAACCUCUUUCCGGCCUCUACGCCACCGCAAGCUCAGUCAGUCCAACCCUCAUCCACGCACCCACCGCAAGGGCAUCGGCGGCAAAAUGGCACUGUUCGAGUCCAACGCCCACGACACACCUUCCUUCUCGGCAAGGCUUGGGCUUGUCCUCAGUGGGAAUACUGGUGGGCUACCCUCCGGUCCUUCGUACGACCAUAUCGCCGGCGUACCCAGCACGGCGGGCGUAUCGGGCGGCAUCCUGAACACAGGCCACGACAGACCGUACCGUUUUUCUUUCUAUUCGAAUGCUCUUUCCGCCACAAUCCAUGCAAGGAGCUUGAGCGAGCUACCGGCCGAGGGACAGACGUUUGAGCAAUUGUUUUCUGGGAUCCAUCCACCCACAAGUGCGGCGACAGGCACUGCUCCGACGCGUGCUGCACCCAUUCCAGGGAUGAAAGACCGCCAGACGUUCUCGCCUCCAUACCAGGAACCGUCUACACGAGCGCCUUCGGAUGCGGGCAGCUACUUCCCUAGCCCGAACAUCAAUGGCGCCAGGCGGUCGUUUGGUGGUCCGACCGAGAAGAUGGGUGGCGGUGGGGCACCCAACGGUGCGAUGAACAGCGCGGACGCAGACGCGAAUACGUGGUGGUUGGAUGUGCAGAGCCCUACGGACGAGGAGAUGAAGAUGCUUUCCAAGGUGUUCUCCAUCCAUCCACUCACAACGGAAGAUAUCCUCAUGGAGGAGACACGCGAGAAGAUCGAGCUGUUCCGGAACUACUACCUCGUGUGCUUUCGCUCGUUCGACCAGGACCCGUACUCGCCCACGCACCUCGAGCCGUUGAACAUGUACAUCAUCGUUUUCCGUGAGGGGACCCUCUCCUUCCACUUCCGGCCCACGCCGCACCCGCAGAAUGUGCGCCGGCGUAUUAAGCAACUCAAGGACUACAUUUCGGUCACCUCCGACUGGAUUUCGUACGCGCUCAUUGACGACAUCACUGACGCGUUCGGGCCGUUGAUCCAGGGGAUUGAGUAUGAGGUCGACAGUAUUGAUGAGCUGGUGCUGAUUUUGAAGGAGGCGGAGCAGAGCGAUAUGUUGAGACGUAUUGGGACGUGCAGGAAGAAGGUUAUGGGUUUGUUGCGGCUGAUGGGUAAUAAGGCGGACGUGGUUAAGGGGCUGGCGAAGAGAUGCAAUGAGAACUGGCGGGUGGCCCCCACAUCGGAUAUCGGUCUCUACCUCUCCGAUAUUCAGGACCACCUAAUUACCAUGACCCAAAAUCUGAACCACUACGAGAAGAUCCUCUCGCGGUCACACUCAAAUUAUCUCGCUCAGAUCUCCAUCGAGAUGACGGACGCCAACAACCAGAUCAACGACGUCCUCUCCAAGCUGACCGCCCUUGGUACAGUUCUUAUCCCUAUGAAUUUGGUCACAGGUCUGUGGGGUAUGAACGUACACGUACCGGGUGAGGGUGUCGAGGGUUAUGCGUGGUUUAUUAGUAUUAUUGCGUGUCUGGCGGCGUUUGCGCUGGUGGGUGGGUACUCGACGUAUAAGUUUAUGGUGAGGAAGUGA